Molecule: messenger RNA, 4769 nt
Organism: Aspergillus homomorphus CBS 101889
Lineage: Eukaryota; Fungi; Ascomycota; Eurotiomycetes; Eurotiales; Aspergillaceae
Product: ribosome biogenesis protein URB2
Exons: 3
Coding region: 154-4611 (1485 amino acids)
Biological process (GO): ribosome biogenesis
Cellular component (GO): nucleolus
Source: RefSeq, a predicted model, not a curated record
CAACUUUUUCUCGAACCUCUCGAUCUUCGGGAAACACCGAACCCCUCAAACCGGACGAUGUUGGCUUCGUCCUGACCCGGUCAGACAAAGCAAUUCCUUUCCCGAUAUCCCAACGACCAGGGACUAUUCGCCCGCUUCUCAUCUCUCACCGAGAUGCCUUCCGUCGCGGAGCGCCCGCGUUCGUCGCAGGAGGCCUUGCUCCGCCUCGAAAAAGGCACCGCUUCCCCCGCCGCACAGCUAAAUGACGCUGCGAAUAUUAUCGGCUUGGAUCUGGCUCUGUGUGCGAGUCACCCCGAGAUUAAUCGAACCCCUCAUGUUCAGAACAAUGCUGCCCCGAAAGCGGAAUGGGUCCUCCGAUGGUUGUUGAAGAGGCUGCGUACCGGGAAGAAUUAUCGCGUCGACUCUACCUCGUUCCUCUUGCUGCGACAGUUGAUCGAUCUCAUUCCGCCCAAGACAUUGGCUACGACUCUCAAAGACCAAAAGUUCCUCGGGAUUGUCCACGACGCUAUCGCCGACCUGGAGGAUGAUGUGUUAGCCGGAUUAGGGGAUGGGACAACAGAGCUGCUGAACUCGGGCUCGGAUUCCAGUCACACCUUGGGUGAUUCACCGCACCGCAAUGGCGACUACGAUAAGAAGGGAACGAAGAGGAAGAGGUCCGGCGCGGACGAACCCGAUGCUAUGGAUAUUGACGACCAACCCCGUACUCCGACCUCGUGCUUUGUAGCCUUCAUCCGUGCUCUGGACUGUUUGUAUAGCUUGGUCACGCUGGCGGAUCGGACAUCGGGGAUCGACGAUGUCGCAAGCUCGCAUCUGAAGCACGCUCUUAAGGGGGAGCCUGAGGCGGUCGCAGUAACACUCCAGAAGUCUUUCCGACUCGCUGCCGUCAUUACGACGCAACUUUCUCAUGCGCAGCAAACUACGGACCUGCAGCAUCUGCUUUAUGUGCUUCCGGCCAUCUUCGACCUGUGGGAGCUGAGAUCUUCGCGUCGCGACGAUUCGGAAAAGGGGUUGAGCAAUGAAUGCUUUUCCAAACACUGUUUCCAAAGCUCUCUCAGACUACAAUUCUGCGUGAGCUCGAUACGUCUGGACACUGAUGAGAGGGCCCACGUUCUGCAUGGACUAGAACGCUUGAUCGCUCUACACGUAGUGCUCCCAGCCCGGGAUAGCUUCUUCGAGCGUGGCGGUUCUGGCAUUGACUACUCAGCUAGCGAGCCUGAUUGGAGCCCCGUGCAACCUGUCUCCGAUACCUUUAGGCCCCUCCUUUGUGCACCAGCGGACUCCAACCAGAGCACUGGUGACGGCGCCAGCACCCAGAAGAAAGCCCUGUGGAAGACCGCCGAGCUAAUGCCAGAGUUCUUCGACAUCGCGGCUCGCACAGUGCCUCGAGACACCUUCCGACGACAGAACCACGAGGGCCCUUGGCUGGAAACUCUUUUUGUCGCAGUUGCGGAGUUGGCGUUUUCCAUCACAAAGUCUGAGAAUACGACAGCAUACCUUCCUGAAUUUGUGGCCAUUCUCGAACGACUGUUCCGCGUAAUACUCGCUAGAAAUGUUAAGCUUUCCCUCCAAACACUGCUCACUCAUGCUGCGUAUACUGGUCUCCUCAAGGAAGGUCUGUCGCAAGUGGAGUGGAGCCUAACUGCUUUACUUAUCGAACUCGGCACCGACAUCUUUUUACCUAAUUCCGGGCUCCAUGACUCUGAGAAGUUGCUGAAGGCUUUGCUCGAAAAGAUUCUCCUGCACUGGCGCAGCGGCGUUCCUUAUGCCGAUGAAAGUUAUAGGACGAUCAAGAAUGGCAUCGUGAUACCUCUCCUGCGCGGGUUCGUUGGCGCACGAGACUUGCCCAAUUUCAUGCAGUUAUGGUACGAGCAGCUAAUCGAGGUUGAAGAAGCUCGGUCGCAAGGCAAAGACUUGACGCAGUUCAUUGUCUGGGAGGACGAUGAUGUGUGCAAUGAGUUUAGUGAGAUGAUGCGAAACCCCCUGACAUAUGCGCACUCCGCUGCUCAGAUGCGCGCUGCGGCAGUGGAGAUAAGAGGAGAAGAUGGCAAAAUCAAAAAUAGCCCCGGCGCUUAUGCUCAGAUUGUGAUAUUGGAGUCUGGUUUCAGAAGCCGUGACCUCAGCUUUGAGGACAGGAACGAGGACCUGACGUCCAUCAUUCAAACUGCUACAUCAACAUUGUCUUCUGAGCAGAAACUGCACUGGCGGUGGCGGCUGUGGCGUCUCGCUCGCAGUCUUCUGGAGAAUAAUGUACAGUCUACCGACAAUGAACUGGGUGCGGCGAUUAUUAAACUUGUUGCUACUGCCGCGGAGUCGAUACAGCGCGUUCAUUCGGGACGCAUGAAGAAGCUUUGUGCGCCUCUGGAAUGCUUUGAGGCGUUUCAGUUUGCUCUUACGGCUAUCAAAGCCACAGCAAACCCUGAACAAUUUAGCUUGUUGACGAGCGAAGUCACAACUCUCAUCAAGUCUAUCUCCGGCAAAGAUGCUGCUAAAUUCAUCAAGUCCCCAUGGGAUGGACGGGUUGAGACCCUCACGUCGCCCACAACACUUGCGCUGGCCUACUUCCUCAGCCUGGUCAGAAAUCCAGAUAUAUGGCCGCAAGUGAACUCCGAAACCAGGCGCUCUCUCUUUGCGCAUGUUUUAUCUUUGGCGACUUCGCAGUAUAAGCCAUCGCCGUCUACUCUUGAAACCGUUAGUGCCGAUUCAAAAUACCUUCAAGCUUGGGCAAGCCUUGUUUGUCAUGAGUACCUCCUCAACGCCCCGGCGAUUGCUGUCGAUCUCAUUGCAGUCCUGUCUGAUCGCAUCAAAGAAGACGGUUCCAAUCGCAAACUCUACAUUGAAAGUCUACAGAGAAUUCCGGCCCCACUUGUCACACGUCGUCAAAGAGCGGUCCUGCUAGAUUUGUUGCAGGAAGUGAUAACCCAAGAAGAUAACACCCCUGAGGUCACUGUAGGGAUGCUGUCACUGAUGGCGAAAUUGGCUGAAAUGCCUAAGUCUACGGCGGCGCUGACAAGCAACUGGGAGCCACUCUGGACAGUUGCCAAGGCUGUCUCUCUGCAGGGAAGCGAUAUUGACCUCCAGAUCAUGAAGGCUUUCCGGAAUCUUCACCGAGCCGUUAUUGCUAAGCUACUUGUUCUUUCCGAGGAAGAACGCCAGCGCUUGUUCAAGAAGAUGUACCGUAAAGUCUCGGCCAAGGCACUGAAGUUGCAGUCCCUGAACCGUGAUUCUAUGGACUGCUUCUAUCUAAGAAUCUCGCUGUUCCAGCUAUGGCAUAACCGACAGGUACUUGAGGGUGUGUUUGACGAAUCCGAGCUGGCUGCCUGUCGUAAGAAAGUGUUCGGCUUGGUGGUUGCGGAGGUCAAGUCCGUCAAGACUCAGUGCAAGAAGCAGCAACUGGAAGACACCAUCACACUGAUCAAGAUCCUGGAUGCGCUGGAGGACUUUGAAGACCUUGCUAUGGAUCAUGCCGAAGUCGAAAAGUUCCUGUCCAAGAUUGAGAGCUAUGUUGAGAAGUCGGUUGACUCAGCUUCUUCCUUGCGAAGACUAAUUCGGAGACGUGUCCUGGCCGGACGAGGAUACGAGAAGAACAUCACGCAACCUGUCAUUCAGUGUGCAGAAUCUCUUCCUCUGCAACAUAUGUACAGCGAGGAGCAGCGAAUUUUUAUUCGAUCCACCAGUGCAAGGUUCCGCACCAUGACUGUGGACGAGUUGACCCGAGUGAUCCAAGAUAUUCGCGGAAUGGGCUUUGUUGGGGAAAAUGCCGAGUAUCACUUGCUCAUAGCAGGCUUGGCUAUUGCGUCUCUACCCUCGGUCGAAGACAAGGAAAGUCAAACCGGCAAAGAAUUGGGCUUGGUUUUCUCCGCCGCCACCGAUUCCUUACUUCGCAACAACUCCAUCGAACCGUUCACCUUCGCUACGGAGUGUCUCGAUAUCAUACUGCGCAACCACACCCGUUGCGUUACGCAGUUCAACAUCGAUAAUCUGUUGGGCACGACUGCUGUGUGUACCUCAAAAUCUGGUCCCUGCAUUGACCCUGCAUAUGCCGGAACUGUCUACAUCCGCCUCUGUCGCUUGAUGGGUCUCCUACUUGGCCUUCACCGGCAGAAACUCGGAGGUCGCUUCCAUCUUAUCAAUCCCGUUAUCGCGGGCUUGCUGGACUGUCUCUUUGCUCGUUCCAAAAAGCGCAGUCGAUCCAUGUUGCACGAGAAAAAAUCAGGCCAGCAGCCCUACUGGCUGGCCCCGUUGCAGCCAUCGCACGCUGUGCACUUUACUCGUCUUUUGACCUCUCUCUGCGACCCGACGGUGUCAGCCGUGUCGAGGCCGACGCAGUCCGGCGCGGGCUACGAAGGGUUGACCGACCAGACUAAGAAGGCCAAACGCAUUGCUGGGCAGUACCUGCAGUACUUGAUCCAAGAUUAUACUCAAAGCGCUCUUCGUGGGUCUCUGUCGCCCGACGUGAAGGCGGCUAUCAUCCCAGGUCUGUAUGCGGUGCUGGAUGUGAUGUCGCGCGAUACGAUGCGCGCGCUGAAUGCGGGCUUGGAUGUAUCCGGACGGGCGGUUUUCAAGGCCCUGUAUGAUGAUUAUGUCAAGUUUGGCAAGUGGAAUAAGGGUUAGGUGCAUGGUUUGUACGAUGGUGGUUCUGUCGGUGGAUCAUGACAUGGGGGGUUUUCCUCUAACCGUGUGUCUGUCUGUGCGUGUAUUUAUUAUCUUGCAUUGUCCCGGGGUUUCGGUUGAGUGGGUUGUUUUGAGGCAUCAUAGAAGGCAUGUACUGU